AUUAAUUUAGGUGCUAUACGAAAUGUCAUGUUGAAAGUUGUAAACGAUCAAAUGAGCAUAAACAUAACUAUUCAACUCCUUUAAAAUUAGUCGGAAAAGUAAAGCAGAUUCCGAUGUCGGAGAACCAGAGUCAACAUCACAAAUCUCCAGUGGUGGAGAGAAGGAAAGUGUUUAUAGAGAACAGCCAUGGUGAGAAGCUAGUCGGAAUGCUGCACGAGACGGGGUCGAGUGAGCUCGUAGUUAUAUGCCAUGGAUUCCGGUCCACGAAGGAUCGGAUUCCUAUGGUGAAUCUUGCUUUUGCUUUCGAGAGAGAGGGGAUCAGCGCCUUCCGCUUUGAUUUUGCUGGCAAUGGGGAAAGUGAGGGUUCGUUCCAAUAUGGAAAUUACCGUAGAGAGGCUGAGGAUCUAUAUGCAGUAGUCAAGCAUUUCAAGGCUGAGCAGCGUUGCAUAGUGGCCGUUGUUGGGCAUAGUAAAGGAGGGAAUGCUGUUCUGUUGUAUGCCUCAAAGUACCAUGACGUUCAAACAGUCGUCAACAUAGCCGGACGCUUUGAUCUGAGACAAGGGAUUGAAGGUCGCUUGGGGAGAGACUUCCAAGAAAAGAUCAAGCAAUGUGGAUUCAUCGACGUGAAGAACAGGAAAGGGAAAACUGAAUAUCGGGUGAUGGAGGCGAGCUUGAAGGACCGUCUGGAGACGGACAAUCGUGCUGUGUGUCAAUCUAUCCCUCCAGACUGCAGCGUGCUAACGAUACACGGCACAUUAGACGAAAAGGUUCCGGUGGAAGAUGCAUCGGAGUUUGCCAAAAACAUUCAAAAUCAUAAUCUUUGUAUAGUUGAAGGAGCCGAUCAUGAAUUCACCAAGCAUCAAUCUCGGCUCAACGACAUCGUGUUGCGUUUCGUGCUGACACGUCUCCGAUCCUCCCGGCUCUAAUCUCUGCUUAUAUGUAACGUUACAUCGUUUGAUGUUUCAAACAAUCUAUCCAUACAUUGUCUUGAAAUGAAAAAAGUUGAUAGGUAGGUUUCCUCAA
This is a messenger RNA of Salvia hispanica, 1023 nucleotides long. RefSeq lists its product as uncharacterized. The record is from RefSeq and is a predicted model, not a curated record. Lineage: Eukaryota; Viridiplantae; Streptophyta; Magnoliopsida; Lamiales; Lamiaceae.